Messenger RNA from Neopelma chrysocephalum (saffron-crested tyrant-manakin), 4443 nucleotides. It is a transcript of the gene PIGM, whose product is annotated as phosphatidylinositol glycan anchor biosynthesis class M. Lineage: Eukaryota; Metazoa; Chordata; Aves; Passeriformes; Pipridae. Gene Ontology annotation, molecular function: alpha-1,4-mannosyltransferase activity; GPI mannosyltransferase activity. The transcript is spliced from 2 exons. Gene Ontology annotation, cellular component: glycosylphosphatidylinositol-mannosyltransferase I complex; membrane. Bases 100 to 1341 code for a protein of 413 amino acids. Gene Ontology annotation, biological process: GPI anchor biosynthetic process. The record is from RefSeq and is a predicted model, not a curated record.
UACGCGGGCGGAAAGCGCACCGAGCGUUGCCCUUCUGCGGCGGGAUCGCGGGAGAUCCGUGCGGUAUCCGCGCAUCCCACACCUUCCCGCGGGGAAGGGAUGGCGGGGGCGGGCGCGGCGCUGGCCGUGGGGCUGCUAGUGAGGCUGGCGCUGGUGCUAUACGGGCUGCACCAGGACCGCGCCAUGCGAGUGCGCUACACCGACGUCGACUACCGGGUGUUCACGGACGCGGCGCGGCUGGUGAGCGAGGGGCGCUCGCCCUACGGGCGGGCCACCUACCGCUACACGCCGCUCCUCGCCUGGCUCCUGACGCCCAACGUGUUCCUCGCCGAGCCUUUCGGGAAGCUGCUCUUCGUGGCGGGGGACCUGGCGGCCGCCGCCGUCGCCUACCGGGCCCUGCGGCGCCGAGGGACCGCGGCCGGGCGCGCCUGCGGGUGCUGCGCCGCUGCCUGGCUCCUCAACCCGCUGCCCAUGGCCGUGUCCAGCCGGGGCAACGCCGAGGCGCUGGUGGCGCUGCUGGUGCUCGCCACGCUGUACUGGGUGGAGGCGGGCAGCGUGGGCAAGGCCGCGGUGUGCUACGGGCUGGCCGUGCACAUGAAAAUCUACCCCCUCACCUACGCGCUGCCCAUCGCGCUCUAUCUGCGGAGCGAGGACGGGGCAGUGGAUGCGGGGGGUGAAAGAAAGGCAAGGUCUACGUUUGUGGUGCACAUCUGGCAGCUGUUUGUAAAGAUGCUGAACUGCGAUGUGCUGCUUUUUGCGACGGUUGCCGGAUCAGUGCUGGCUGCCUUGACACUGGCGUUUUAUCACCUCUAUGGCUGGGAGUUUUUGGAGCAUGCCUACCUUUACCACGUGACCAGGAGGGAUAUCCGUCAUAAUUUCUCUCCCUAUUUCUACAUGUUGUACUUGACAGCAGAGAGCAAAUGGAGUUUUGCCCUGGGGCUUGCAGCUUUCCUGCCCCAGCUGCUUUUGCUCCUGGUCGUGUCCAUAGCGUUCUACAGAGACCUUGCCUUCUGUUGUUUCCUACACACCGCUAUUUUUGUGAGUUUUAACAAAGUAUGCACAUCCCAGUACUUUGUCUGGUAUCUCUGCCUUUUGCCCCUCAUAAUGCCUAGUAUUAAGAUGUCUUGGCGUCGUGGUGUGCUGCUUCUCUUGCUAUGGUUUGUUGGACAAGGCCUGUGGCUUGCUCCUGCAUACUUUCUGGAGUUCAAAGGAUAUAACACUUUUUUAUUUAUAUGGUUGGCAGGCUUGCUUUUCCUUUUUAUUAAUAGCCUCAUAAUUGUUCAGAUUAUUUCACAUUAUCAAAAAGAAGCACAAGUUACGAAAAAACUCAAACAAUGCUAAUAAACAAACCAAAAUCCAGAAAUAGCCCUUCUGUCCUUGACAAAUCAUUACAUACCACUAGCACUUUGUUUAACUAAAUAUGUGUGCCUUGUACUAAAGCACACUGUAUGUAAACAUUACUAUUUCAGGGCGAUGAGGGCACUGAUUGGCCUCAGUUGCCCUGAGCAGCCCCAGUCCUGCCCUGAGUAGUGUCUGCAGGUGUACCUGUUUGCCCUGUGGAUCUUGAAACUGUGUUGCAACCUUCUUUCCAGCACUGUCUCCCAGCCCUGUGUCCUGCUGCUCCUGACUGGACUCCGUGGAUGUAUCCUGGACCAGUUCAUCAUUUUACUGUGUCUGAGACUGUGAGUGGACUCUGUUAACCCAUCUCCCCUGGCUUGUUUUCACCAGCCAUCUCCAAAGACAGUGUGACUGUGCCCCGGUCUGUGACAGUAUGGCCUGUGCUGGGAUCACCCUCAGUUCCUGUUCGUACUCCCUAAUGGAGCAGCCCCAGCGCCCUUAUUCUUACUCUCAGUGUUACUUUGCUUGUUGCGGACUGAGGCCUCUGUCUGGAAUAAGACAAAAGAUUAUAAAGGAAUAUUGGAGUUUGACAGUUUUGUACAUUCCACUAAGUCAGCGAGGUGUUUUGCAGGGGCUAAUAAUGAAUGAAUAUAAGGCAAUCACUUAAUAUGUACACUGGAAUUUAUUUUUUCUUUUGUUUUCACAGUUACAUUUUAGCCAUGCAAUGUCUGUGGCCUGUACCUGGUCUUUAUUUGGAGAAGUAGUAAAAAAGUGGUUAUUUCAUACAAGUCAUUAACUCUUCGAGACUUUUAUUUUAGAAUUCAGAUAUGCCACCCUUUCACUUAUUUUUGCAUUUGCAGUGCUGUUUGAAUUUUUGAAUCGAUUUGUUACCCUUGCCAUGGAGGAAGAUUUUUCCAUAUACCUCUCAUGGAGCACAGAGAUGUAUAAACCAAAAAUAUUUGUUUCUUUUUGCCAUGAUCUAGAAAAGAGACCAGUGCCUUAAACUGUGGUUCAUUGACAGUUACUGUGGAUGUUAAUAGUGGAAAAUGCUAAGAGUCAAAGUACAGCUAGAAUGGUACCAAAAGCAGUAGGGUUUAUACCAAAACAGUAAUUAGAAAUGAGUUUCUCAGUAGUUCAGUAUCUCUACUACUAAAAAAUAAAUGAAAAAGUGAAAGGAACUGAGGAAGUGGAGCAGUUGUCAGAAGAAAAGGAAUGUUUUGAAAUAGGAAGCUGUACAACCUGUCAAAACACGUUUAUUCCCAGAUGAAACAUAAGAUGUGGAAUUAAGUGUUAGGUGGUAGUGAGAGUUCAGAGCCAUUUCAGAGUCAAUACCAUCAAGAACAUCCCACCGGAGGUCUGAUGUACGCAGCAUUUGACAGAGGUGGAAACUGGCAAUGUAUUUUUUAAUAAACUAGUUUAAAUAGGCAUAUGCCAAAUACAGGAAUGUUCAUAUUUGCCUCAGUGUUUAGUUACAUCCUCAACUUUUAGUUAGUGAAACCCUUAGUGUGUAACGUGGAGCAGAGCUUCAAGGCAAAAUAACUUCAACCCAGUGGUGUGAGUGGGAAAGGGUAUGGCCGAGUGGAUUUGCCUUCCAGGUUCAUUUUGGCCACGCUGCCUCUCUGAAUCCUGCUGUCUCUCGAGGCAGCCCUCUUCUCCAGGACUGGAGCAGCUCCUAGCUUUCUCAUAUAUAGGGUUUUCUUUCCUGGUUGUAGUUCUGCCUUGUGAGGCAGAAUUACAGUAUUUUCACCUGUGAACUUUUCCCAUUGCUUCCCAGCCCCAUUGAGGUGGUUAUGAGAAAGGAGAGGAACCCCCUAAGGCCCAACAGCCCAGAGCGUGUUAUCAGGAGGUGAUGAGUUCCUUAUACCACUCUGGCCCAACUUGGCCAUUCUGAUGUAUUAGGAGGAAGGAUGAUUUUCCUGCUCAGAGUGCUGGGGAGUGAUUCUGCUCUCUUGCUGGAAAGCUUUCCCCUACCGUCUGCACUCACACUCACUUUUACAUUGUGAAGAUCCUGGCAGCCUCUUUGUAAAUCCAGAAAUUGGAUGAUGCAGUGGGUAUUCGUUUGACCAUCUUUGUUUUUUGGAUAAGUCUUAACAGAUGUGGCACUGAUUGCCUUCCCCUGGGAUGAAGGAAGAAAAAUUUAUAGCAUUAACUUGUCUACAUCUUCCACUAGAGGUUUAUCACUCAAAAAACUGGUGGCAUAAGCCACUUCCAUAUAUAGUUUUAUAUUAAUCAACAAAACAUUUGUGUGUGCUAUGAGUGUGUGAAGAGAAAGCAUCCCAUGUGCUUUGAUUUUCCAAGGUGGAGUUGGACAUGCCCAGUUAGCGACUCAGCAAAAGACUGAAGAGGCUCUUUUGUGCCGAUACCUCUGUUCACCCCAUUCUGAUGUGCAGGGAAUAGCUCAUUUUCUUUUGCAACUAUUCUGUUGCCUGUUACACAUUUUUCUGUUGCAAAAAGCAGAUUUUUCUUCCCCAAAGCAAUGUUUUGUUUCUCUUUAACAGACUUACUUAUGCUAUUUCCACACAUUUCUACACCCCUAUUUUUUCCUUCCUUUUGGCAACGAAAGCAAAUGCAAGCCAAAAGGCAUUUCUAACUGCAAAAGACGGCAUCUUAAGUCACUGUGUUCAUAACUGAAUUGUAAUGGUUUUUAGGUAAGAAGUAAUUUCCUUAUGACAAACACAUUCUUGAUUCAUUAAUAGCCAAAUCAGUUUGAGGCCCUCAGAAGGCAAAUUCUGCAGCAAUGGGAACUGAAGGUAACCUUCCCUUUGCAGGUCAGUACCUGCCCUGCAGCAAUGACUCGAGAAAGCCAUGCAUAAACAAGUUAUAAAAAGGCUUUUAUACAAACCUAGAUUUACAGUCAUCAUUUUAAUAAUCCAGCAUGAGUCCCUCUUUUUACAGUUGUUUUCUAAAUUACCUGAAAAUGUUUGGUAUUUAGAAAUAAUUCAAGUGACUCAUAAAAAGCUGGAUAAGAGAAUAAACUGAAAGAGACAAAUAAGAAGAGGUAUUUGAUAGUUUGCAUCUUGCAAAUUGCUUUAGAUAGUUAAAAGGAAUUGAAUAACUUUAUUCAUUGGAAAAAAACAUUAAAUCAAAAUAAUUGUAGUCAAGUAC